This is a messenger RNA of Aspergillus versicolor CBS 583.65, 1055 nucleotides long. RefSeq names its product alpha/beta hydrolase. The transcript has a single exon. The coding region runs from base 7 to 963 and encodes 318 amino acids. The record is from RefSeq and is a predicted model, not a curated record. NCBI's taxonomy places the organism in Eukaryota, Fungi, Ascomycota, Eurotiomycetes, Eurotiales, Aspergillaceae.
GUCAAAAUGUCUACACCAACCCUAAUAUUCAUCCCCGGCUCCUGGCACAAACCCACCUGCUACAAUAAAAUUAUAACCCCCCUCCAAAACCAGCACCACCUAAAAUGCAUCGCCAUCACCCUCCCCUCAACAACAGGAACCCCAGCCGCGACAUUCAAAGACGACAUUGACGCCGCCCGCGAUGCCAUAUCAACUGAGACAACAGCCGGCCGCAACGUCGUCGUGAUUGCGCAUUCCUACGGCGGUAUGGUCGGGAAUAGCGCAAUCAAGGGGUUCACCCGUCCCAAAGAGACAGACGCCUCAAACCCAACCCAGGGAUCCGUCAUCGGCCUUAUCCUUAUAGCGUCCGGCUUCACAUUCACAGGGCUAGCAUUCAUGGACCCCUUCUUCGGUCGUCCACCGCCCUUCUGGCGUGUCAAUGCCGAAACGGGCUUUGCGGAGAUCACAGCGGACCCGCGCGAACUCUUCUACCAUGACCUCCCGCCUGAAGAGGGGGAGUACUGGGUCUCGCAGCUUACGUCGCAGAGUCUAAAGUCUUUAUUCGAGGGCGGGGAGUAUUCGUAUUCCGGCUGGUUGGAUGUGCCGGUGUGGUAUAUCGGGUCCAUCGAGGACAGGGGGUUGCCGGUUGUGGUGCAGCGGAUGCAGAUGGGGAUGGGGAGGGCGAUGGGUGCUGAUGCUGUGCAUAGGGAGUUGAGGACGAGUCAUUCGCCGUUUUUGAGCCAGCCUGAGGAGACGGUGGGGAUUGUUUUGCAGGCUGUUGAAGCGUUUUGUGUCAAGGCUGGGGGGGUUGAGUUGGUGGUGGGUGGGCGUGAUGCGAGUGAUGCGGUUACGGCUGUAGAGGCCUCGCUUUGGAAGCCUGGGACGUGGGUUAAGUAUGGUAUACCCUUGGCUUUUGGGAAUGUUAUAGGGAAGUGUGUUCUCCUGUUUACCUGGGGGAGGAGGCUAUGGAGAGGUCGUGGUUGAUAGACAGAACUACGCUGCGGGUUCGGGUCAUCCUAGCUGUAAUCAAUACAAUCCUGACUCCCUGCCGUUUAUAGUUCGUAUUGAUAUCCUAG